This is a messenger RNA of Rodentolepis nana, 414 nucleotides long. The record is from the annotation of a GenBank genome assembly. NCBI's taxonomy places the organism in Eukaryota, Metazoa, Platyhelminthes, Cestoda, Cyclophyllidea, Hymenolepididae.
AUGGUGGAAAAGAGCUCGCUUGUCUUACCACUGGUCUUUUCAAUCACAAGUGGAAUAGCCCUUCUCGGCCUCUCCAUUUUCACUGUGAUUGCAAUUUACCGUCGACAACUUCCUCGAUGCGUCCACAUAUUUCUAGCCACCAUCUGCGUUGGUGGAACAACUGGACUCGUUGCAUACCUCCUUUGUUAUUACGCACUCAGAACUCAGGCCUACCAUCUUGCUUUGGGAGAUCAAAUCCUACUUGCCCCUUGGAUUGAGGCGGAUGUGGACUCGAGGUUACUCAGUCAUUUCUGUCACAGUCUGCGAGUAACAUCAGACAAACCUGGCGUUACCGUGUGGACUGCUUCCGUUUCACCGAACCGAGGUACAGAUAAAAAGUACACACUUAUUCUACCGGUAAAUGACUUGAGUUAA